This is a messenger RNA of Desarmillaria tabescens, 2254 nucleotides long. RefSeq names its product glucoamylase. The record is from RefSeq and is a predicted model, not a curated record. The transcript has 9 exons. NCBI's taxonomy places the organism in Eukaryota, Fungi, Basidiomycota, Agaricomycetes, Agaricales, Physalacriaceae. Bases 298 to 2034 code for a protein of 578 amino acids. Gene Ontology annotation, molecular function: glucan 1,4-alpha-glucosidase activity; starch binding. Gene Ontology annotation, biological process: polysaccharide catabolic process. Gene Ontology annotation, cellular component: fungal-type vacuole.
ACCUCCGCUGACAGUGAUAUGUUGAGAAAGUCUUAUUGAGCGGGCAUAUUUUACCUGAAAUCAGACCAGUCACUUGUCCUCCGUCCACAUGUAAUGCCUGUGCCUGCUAUGAUGCCAUCGUCAGCGCGCAAUCAGCGCGUCGAGGACCACAAGCUUUUCUCGUUCACCUGAUCUUGUUUUUCUCGCUGGCUGUCGCUUGGUGUAUUGCUUUGAGAAUUUUUCAAUCGAUAAGUCGUUCUGGUCUGACUAUAAAGUCGCCUUAGCGCUUUAGCUAGUGACCAAGACCUGACCACAGAUAUGCGUGCCCUCUUCGUUUACUGUCUUAGUCUCUCUGCUUCAGUUUGGGCUCAGUCGGGUACCGUUGAUGCCUAUGUUGCUUCUGAGUCGCCUAUCGCUAAGGCGGGAGUAUUGGCGAACAUCGGACCCGGUGGUUCCAAGUCUUCAGGAGCAAAGACGGGUGUUGUGAUUGCUAGUCCCAGCAACUCCAACCCCGAUUACUUGUUUACUUGGACCAGAGACUCCUCGCUCGUCUUUCAAGCAUUGAUUGAUCAAUAUACGCUGGGUCCGGACACGACUUUGCGCACUCAAAUCGACAAUUUUGUAUCUUCCCAAGCCAUUGUUCAACAGGUGUCCAACCCAAGUGGGUCCGUCUCGAGUGGCGGCCUUGGUGAACCAAAGUUCAACAUCGAUCUGAGUGCAUUCACCGGCGCCUGGGGGAGACCACAACGGGACGGGCCCGCCCUUCGCUCCACUGCCUUAAUCACCUAUGCCAAUUGGCUCAUCGCUAAUGGCAAUACUUCCUACGUGUCCGGUACCCUUUGGCCUAUCAUCAAGCUUGACCUAGGAUACGUUGUCUCCUUCUGGAACCAAACGGGCUUUGACCUGUGGGAGGAGGUUUCUUCGUCGUCGUUCUUCACAACCGCUGUCCAACAUCGCUCAUUGCGUGAAGGCGCUGCGCUUGCCACUGUCCUCGGAGAUUCUGCUGCUACUCAAUACACGACACAGGCUGCCAAUAUUCUGUGUUUCUUACAGUCGUAUUGGAAUCCCGCCGGCCUUUAUAUGACAGCCAACACCGGUGGAGGUCGUUCAGGAAGAGAUGCUAACACGGCGUUGGCCUCCAUCCAUACCUUUGAUGCAGCAGCUGGAUGUGACGCCGUUACCUUCCAACCUUGCUCUGACAAAGCGUUAUCGAGUUUGAAAGUGUACGUCGACGCUUUCAGGUCGAUCUACACCAUCAAUAGCGGUAUUGCUUCCAAUGCUGCCGUCGCUACGGGCAGGUAUCCAGAGGAUUCGUAUAUGGGAGGAAAUCCUUGGUAUCUGACAACAGCGGCUGUUGCUGAGCAGCUUUAUGACGCUAUAAUCGUUUGGAAAAAGACAGGAUCCAUCGAAGUCACCUCUAUAUCCCUUGCUUUCUUCCGUCAAUUCUCCCCUCCAGUCGUGACAGGCGUAUAUGCCUCUUCUACUACGACAUACAACGACUUGCUGAGUGCGGUUCAAACGUUUGCUGAUGGAUUCCUAGCUGUCAAUGCGAAAUAUACGCCUUCGGGUGGAGGGCUUGCGGAGCAGUACAGCAGGAACACUGGGUCGCCUUUGAGUGCUAGUGACUUGACGUGGAGCUAUGCGGCAACGCUGACAGCGUUUGGUGCGAGGGCGGGUGUGGUACCUGCUUCAUGGGGCGCGAGUGGGCUGACGGUGCCAUCCUCUUGCUCAACUAACUCAGGUGGCGGCGGCGGAGGUAGUGAUGGGACAGUGAGUAUCACUUUUAAUGAAUUCGCUACGACAUUUUUCGGAGAAAAUAUCUACCUGACCGGGUCGAUCGAUGCUCUGCAGAACUGGUCUCCGGAUACAGCGCUUUUGCUGAAUACUAACAAUUAUCCAACUUGGAGCAUCACGCUCAAUCUUCCGGCGUCAAUUACGUUCCAGUACAAGUACAUUCGCAAGUUUAAUGGUGCGGUGACUUGGGAGUCUGACCCGAACAGACAAUUCACUACGCCGGCUUCGGGAACUUGGGUUAUUAAUGACUCGUGGCGUUGAUGAGCUAUAGAAAACCUCUCCUGAAUAGCCCUAUUUUUUUUCCCAUUUGUGCAAGAAUGUCAUGUACAAGCUACGUACUGAAGAAUUAAAAGAAUCGUUUACUGACCGAAUGAAGAGACUACUUGUGAGAAAACAGGUUGAUCGGACGAUGUGCCCGGAAGUCUUCGAAGCCGGGCGGCAGACUCAUGGCUGCAGCCAAAUAAAUGACCUCAGUCAAUAC